AACACCUGCAAAUCCAAUAAACCCUGAAGCCGCGAAUUCGGCGACAAACGUGCCAUUGCAGCACCAUAAAGGGUCCUCUAGAUCAUACAUGCGCCCCUCGUCGAGGCCAUCGAGCAUUUAGACAUAUAUACCUUGACGACGAGGGGCUAAAGCUCCCUCGAGAGUCGUCACCAUGUCGCAGACUGUCGGGCUGACGAAACUAGCCUACUCGCGAGUAUGGCACCACAUCUCCGCCUCGGCGCCACACCCGACGCUCUCCACGCAACCGAACGUAACCCCGCCAUCUCUAGGCCGUCUAGCCUCGCGCAUCGCCGUGAUCCUCAUGGGCAAGCACAAGCCGAUCUGGGACCCGUCGACGGACUGCGGGGACUACGUGGUAGUAACCAACUGCGCGGCCCUGCACGUCACCGGCCGCAAGAUGUGGCAGAAGACGUACUACCGACACAACACGCGGCCCGGCUCCCUGCAGUCCGUCACCAUGGACGUGCUCAUGGCCAAGCACGGCGGCGCCGAGGUCCUGCGCAAGGCGGUCAGCGGCAUGCUGCCGAAGAACAGGUUACGGGAUAAGAGGCUCGCUCGGCUGAAGGCGUUUGAGGGCGACGCGCACCCGUUCAAGAAGAAUUUGAUACGGUUUGGUGGUGUGGAGGUGGGCAAGGAGGGCUGGGGCGAGGCGGUUAAGGCGAUAAGACAGGCGGGUGCGGAGAGGUUAUAGCGGAAUGUUGCUCUGGCGGAAGCCUAGGGGAUAUGAGCAUGAAGGAAGGCUUACGGGCGAGAGAGUGAGCGGACUUUGCCAGGGGAAUACUGGCUCUGCAUAUCUGCUAUGUACUACAUCGUAUGUGUAUAAUGAAUGCAUCUCAUGACAACCAACUUGAUGAGUGGUCAAGAAACAGGUACACCUAGGUAUAUCACAAGCCGUAUAUUCGUUUAGAGUGCAAGGGUGUUGCUUAGACCAACUGCGGCUAGGAGUAAAUCAAAAUCGUGGGAAUGGGCAUAUAUAUAAAUGAUAUUUAACAACACAUUUCUAGGCACGAAGAGGAUUUCACGAAAUUUAAGGUCUUAUCUUGA
Daldinia loculata is the source of this 1065-nucleotide messenger RNA. RefSeq names its product ribosomal protein L13. Bases 173 to 712 code for a protein of 179 amino acids. NCBI's taxonomy places the organism in Eukaryota, Fungi, Ascomycota, Sordariomycetes, Xylariales, Hypoxylaceae. Gene Ontology annotation, biological process: translation; negative regulation of translation. Gene Ontology annotation, molecular function: mRNA binding; structural constituent of ribosome. Gene Ontology annotation, cellular component: mitochondrial large ribosomal subunit; ribosome. The record is from RefSeq and is a predicted model, not a curated record. The transcript has 2 exons.